AAUUCGAUAUCAGAAGCAACUCAGUAUUACACUAGAUCUCGGCUCAUUUAGCGACCAUGCAGAGUAGUGGUGAUAAAAAUGAUCACGGUGGAUUAUUCAGCGGGACAUUGACUCAACUACUUGCUGCAGUAUCAGGAACCUUAUUCGCCAUAUCCGAUGGCAUGAGCUAUGGCUGGACGGCACCCAUUAUUCCUUACUUCAUCAGCGAGAACAGCCACAUCCAGACUACCAAACAAGAAGCAGAAUGGCUGGAAACGAUUCUCAUGGCUGGAUCGUUCUUCUCGCUGCCUCUCACCAUCUACUUAGUGGACAGGAUAGGAAGAAGAAAGUCUAUGCUAUGUGCAGCUAUGAUGUCAUUGCUGUGUUGGGUCGUCAUUGCUGUAGCUAAUCGGAUGCUGUAUAUUUUCAUCGCUAGAUUUCUUUUUGGCACUGCCAGCAACAUGGCUCUUGUCGCUGCUCCAAUGUACGUAGCCGAGAUCGCCGACCACAAAAUCAGGGGAUUCUUGAGCAGUAUCAUCUACCUCAUGAUGCUUGUCGGCUUCGUCAUAGUCUACAGCGUUGCUCCUUUUAGCCCUUUUUACACUGUACCAGUCAUUGGAGUUGUCAUUUUACUCACAGACUUUUGUACUUUUUACUUCAUGCCUGAGACACCUUACUACUUAGUUUAUAAAGAACAAAUCAAUGAAGCAAGACAGUCACUACAGUUCCUCAGACCUGGUAGAUAUAUAGAAGAUGAACUAAACGAUAUCAUCCAAGCAAUAGCAAGACAAAAGGGAGAGCAAGGCAGGUUAUCGGAUCUGCUGACAGUUAAAAGUAACAGAAAGGCUACCAUAAUCAUGUUUGUUUUGAACGGAGGUCAGCACAUGUGUGCCAUAAGUGUCAUUCUCAUGAACCUUCAUCUCAUCUUAGAGGCCGGUGACUCAAUCUAUAUGUCAUCCGAGUAUGUAGGUAUAGUUUUUGCAGUAGUAAUGCUGGUAGCUAGUCAAAUAGCCUCAUUCCAGGUAGACAUAUUUGGUAGGAAACUGCUUCUUGUCGUGUCCACGCUUGUGUCAGGUUUCUGCCUAAUGGCUUUAGCUAUCUACUUUCAUCUCAAAGACGCAGGAUAUGACGUCAAGUCCGCUAGUUGGAUUCCCAUCGCCUCUGUGAUGGUAUACGCAGCUGGGUUUAAAAUAGGCCUGGGGAUCGUACCUAUCGUGAUUACUGCCGAAAUAUUUUCAGCUAAAUUGAAAGCUGUUGGCAUGACCAUCGCAGAUGGAUGGUACGUUUUAGGUUCUAUAAUCAGCCUUCAGAUCUAUAAGUGGUUGUCCAAUGCUUAUGGACUAGAAACGCCGUUCUACUUGUUUGCUGUAUGUAGCUUUUUAAUUACUUUGUUCACGAUCUUUUAUAUACCUGAGACUAAAGGCAAGACCUUAGAGGAGAUUCAAAUGAUCCUAAAGGGGGAGAAUGAUUUUGAAGAUAGAAAGAACAGGCAGAAAUAUAGCACGUUUGUGAACGAGGUUAGUUGUUAGACACAAAAAAAAACGAAUCUCCCUAUCUGUUGUUAAAAGUUGAUCUGUCCAAGAAUCUUUAUUCAGUUGUCGUUAGGAAUCGUAUAUGAGUUCUCCAGUGAGAGAAGAAAAAAUAUUUUCAAAGUAAAAAUAAAUUGUUUGGCAUGUCAACGUAUCUACGAGUAGUAUUCAAUUUAUUUUGCUGGCGUUUCUUAUCUCUCAUAGAUACCAUAGAAUGUGUUUCCUAAAUAUGGGGCAAACACUUAUUUCAAGUAAAAGUAUUUUUUUUUAAACAAACACCAACAGCAAUUAAUCAGACAAAAUGACAAAAAUUUGGCAGCAUAGUAAUAUCGCUAUAUCCAACAUUAUUUCACACCUACGAGUAGUAUUCAAUUUAUUUUGCUGGCGUUUCUUAUCUCUCAUAGAUACCAUAGAAUGUGUUUCCAAAAUAUGGUGCAAAUGCUUCUUUCAAGUAAAAGUAUUUUUUUUAAACAAACACUAACAGCAUAUAAUCAGACAAAAAUUUGGCAGCAUAAUAAUAUCGCUAUAUCCAACAUUAUUUCACACAUUGCAUAAAAAUGGAUCAAAAGUAAUUAUACUUCGAAUUCAGGUCUUUUAUUUGAGCAAAUAUAAUGUUUUCUGAUCUCCGCAAAGUAAACCAUAUUUUUUAGAAAGGUCUUGGUUCAAUACUGCUACUGGUAUAAACCCUGACGCCUGGUGAAAUCAUUCAGAAAUGUAUAUCCGUGGGAUUUUCAAGUCGCUCGUACGAAUCUGAUAUACAAAUUACUAUAUUUUCAGUAUAUCGGUAUCUGUAACUAGUGUCUUUACAGUAGUGAAACUAGAUUGUUUUUCACAAAUAAGCCCAUUGUGUCGAAGACACACAAGAAUGCAUUUUUUCUAGCAACAUGGUGUCAACGUCAGUCCGUUCCUGAUGCUUUUUUGAAUAUCGUCAUAAGACAAGGGGUCACCCAUUGAAUGUUUCUCCCAUGUUUUUGUAUGCUAUUUGUUCAUAUCACUUAACUUCAUGUGUCUUCCCAAUAAAGGAAAUACGUUUUGAUUGACCAAACCGACUGCACGUCCAGGAACCCUAAAACCUUACCGUAUACCACCAGCAUUGUUCACAGGUCAAUGGCCUUACCGACUGAUCAAAUUCGUUUAUCUCUAUAUCUCUACGCAUAUGAAUAUUUGAGCUCUCCUUCUGAUGAUAAGACUGCUGUACAAUUUUACUUGCAUAGCCAAUUAAAACGAAUCUUUUAACAAUCGUAAUUAUUUAUUUACAAAUAUAAAACAUACAUACUUUGCUCUUAUAAAUAUACAUGUAUAUAGUUUGAUAAAAAUGCAAUAUCUUCAUUGACCGAGUGAUAAGCGAACAGCGAAACUUGUCGAUUGGUAGUCCAGUCAAUUUGGCAACUUAUACAUAUAAGACAUUAUUACUAAACGGCAAAUCAAACACCGAACUCAUCCAAAGUAGAAGAUUCUUACUGCUUCAAAAGAUUUGUUCGGUAUACAUAGGUAAUAUUGCACUGGAAAUAAAAAAUGUUUGUCCUUUCAUCAACCUUAUCCUGAAAACAUUGUUGACGAAACGCUAGUUUCGAUAAUGUCUUUUUACUACAUUUACCAGCCUCUCAAAUACGUCCAGAUCACUCUCCUCUGUGAUGAUAAUUAAAGUGUAGAGAUAUAGUGCUUAUGUCUAUUUAUUGUAGUAAUUUUUAAUUCUGUGCAUAUAAUAAUUUAAUAAAUAUAAGUUUUUAUCUAUAAUGCGUAACUCAUUGGAUACUACCGGGAAUUUCAGGAUAGUUGUGUAUCAAUAUCAUUAUUCAAGUUAUACGAGUGAAACAAUUCAGUUACAUAAACAUAUAUACAUAAUUUAUCACUAGUUACAUAAAAGCAUGUUGAAUUCAAUAUUCAAAGCCUGGAGAGUUCCCGGAAAUAAGCAAUUCCCCAAUGUUAUUUCAUCUAUACAACGUUUGAAAUGGAUUUUCAACAGUAACACGUAACUUCUAAACUUAUGCACAAUAGUAUCAGUGAGUUAAUUUCGAAUACCCCACAGUCUCUGUACGAAUAACAAGUAAAGCAUCGGUCAUUUUUUAAUUUGAAAAUACAGAUAAUCUUGAAGCAAACAUUGAUAGCACUACGUGGCACAUUUCCUGUACCCGAAAAACUACGGUUCUCUCUUAGUAACAGUAUGUGGAUGUCUUUGCUUCUAUCACAUCUUGCUUUCGAGGUAUAUACUGGUACUCUUCUAAUCCAUGUCUAUGUCAGACAAGGGAUAAAAAUGACAAGGGAUUUAUGUAUUGAAAUAUGUUUUUCUAAAAAUAAGUGGCAUAAAGCUCAAAGAAGAAAUGGUCCAUAAUUUUUAUCGGUCCACAAAUAGCCGUAUCAAUGAAAAACCAAAUUUUCGAUCAAAAACGAAAUGACAAAGAACUAUGAGCGUGAAAAUCGCUAGUUAAAAAAUCUGUGCUAACCGCCUCUUUAGUUACACACAGAGCUGAAAACGCAGAACUCUCGGUGAAAGAUAUGUUGAAUGCGCCAUUUUUUUCUUUAAAUCUUUGAACUGUGAUGGAUGAGCAGGAGAGCGAUUUUACCAUCGUGUAAAACUGCUUGAAGAAUGGUUUGAAGGUAGUUGGGAUGCAGCUCCGUCAGGAGAUCACUGGUGGUGUUUAUAAACCGAGGCUAGACACCCAACAUAAAAGAAAAGUUUCAAUAUAUUCCUUUUUAAUAUACAAUAUAUACCAGAUGUUUACAUUUCAAACUGUAUUGAUGAUAGGUUCGGUUAUCUGUACGAGAUUAAUUUAAUAAAGAGAUGUA
Acanthoscelides obtectus is the source of this 4295-nucleotide messenger RNA. The record is from the annotation of a GenBank genome assembly. Lineage: Eukaryota; Metazoa; Arthropoda; Insecta; Coleoptera; Chrysomelidae.